AUGUUCAUGAAGGCCUGGGCUUAUCUCUGUCAAACCACUCAAGAAUUGCCAUGUUUGUUACCUAAAGGACUAGACCCAUUCCUGGACCAAACCGUUGUCAAAGAUCCUAAUCGACUCGAUCUCAUGUACUUAAAGGGAUGGAAAUUUAUGUCAGAAGCUAUUGGAUCCCAUGAACGAAGCCUCAAGCUUUUGCUAAACACUACUUCACCUCAAUGUCUUGAUUCAUUGGCUCUAGCCACUUUUGAACUAAGCCCUCAAGAUUUACAGAAACUGAAACAAAGGGUUCUUUCAUUGUGGAACGAAGUUCAUCAAGAAGAAGAACCUGUGAAUCUUUCAACUUUCAUUCUUGCUUCUGCAUUUGUAUUUACCUGCACUGCAAAAGCAAUAACAGGAAAAGGAAAUGAUGAAGGAUUAAGCAAGGACAAUAAUAACAGUACCGAUAUUUCCUUUGGAUUUUCUGCAGAUUGUGGUCACACUUGA
Messenger RNA from Neltuma alba, 480 nucleotides. Its product is annotated as malonyl-CoA:anthocyanidin 5-O-glucoside-6''-O-malonyltransferase-like. The transcript has a single exon. The record is from RefSeq and is a predicted model, not a curated record. Bases 1 to 480 code for a protein of 159 amino acids. Lineage: Eukaryota; Viridiplantae; Streptophyta; Magnoliopsida; Fabales; Fabaceae.